GUCAUUCAUUCCGUCAACAAUCGUCAUCCAGUGAGGAGUGCUUAGAAAGCCUAAAGCCACAAUUUAUUGUUUUUCAUUGUAUUAUUUGCUAAAUCUUAAAGAUUUCUCACAAUGGGUUGCGAUGGUGGUACUAUUCCUCGCCGAGAUGAACUCGUGCGAAUGAAGAAGAAGCCAGAACAGAAAGAUAAAGAUGCGGAACGAUCAUUCAAGUGGCGUAACUGCGCUCUGUCGCAACAGCCUUUACAAGAGCCUGUGGUGGCUUGUGGCCUCGGUAGGCUGUAUAGCAAGAGUUCUGUGCUUGAAUCGUUGCUGGACAAAGAAACUAAGCCAGACUCCAUCAACCACAUCAAAAACCUUAAGGACAUCAAAGACUUGAAGUUGGUGAAAAACCCUGCAUACACAGCAGCUGAUCACACCGAGGGUGCUGUGGGUGAGGGCAAUGCCCCCUACAUCUGCCCCAUUAGUGGGCUGGAGAUGUCCGGGAAGUUCCGCUUUGUCUUCCUCUGGAGCUGUGGAUGUGUCCUCGCUGAGAGAGCACUCAAAGAAGUUAGACAGAAUCUCUGUCACAUGUGUCAGCAACCAUUCACAGAUAAUGAUAUAGUACAAUUAAAUGGAACUGAUGAGGAUAUAGAAAAACUGAGGGAAAAAAUGGCAGUCCGAGUUGCUAGCAGAAAAACUAGUAAGAAGUCAAAGGCAGAAAAAGCACCAAAGACUGAAGUUAAGAUAGAGCCAUUGACUCCAGGACCAUCCACCUCUACUGAAGUAUCCACAGAUGUAAAACCAGAGAAUGAUGUAAAUGUUAAAAGUGAAGCUGAGCCGGAGCCUAGCUCGAGUAAUGCAGUUAAGAAGGAAAUUGAAACUAUACCAUUAUCUCUGCCGAAGUACAAUCCCAACAAGCAGGCGAGAGGACAUUUCGGAUCUUCAAAGCGCGUCCACCCUACAGAACUGGCCCAAGACCCAUCAUACAAGAAGACCAAGAAGGAUUACAGUGUAGCUAAGGAUCCUCAGACCAGUGAAGUGUACAAAUCAUUGUUCACUUCCCAUAAAACUGAUAAAAGCCAGCAGAGGGCCCAUUGGGUCACAUAUAAUCCUUUCUACAAUUAAUAUAUUGUAUGGAAAUUAUGACGCAUCCAUAAAAUAACAUGUGGAUGAAACAUGUUAAACAUACUGAAAAAGUAGUUAAUUUAUGAUGUUAGUCCACUAUUGUGGCAAUCGCCGCGGAUCUGUUGUGUCCAAAUUUAAUUUAAUUGUAAAUAUUAUGUUAUUAAAUAAAAUACAUAUAAUCAAUA
Spodoptera frugiperda (fall armyworm) is the source of this 1289-nucleotide messenger RNA. Its product is annotated as replication termination factor 2. Lineage: Eukaryota; Metazoa; Arthropoda; Insecta; Lepidoptera; Noctuidae. Gene Ontology annotation, biological process: site-specific DNA replication termination at RTS1 barrier; mitotic DNA replication termination. Bases 112 to 1104 code for a protein of 330 amino acids. The transcript is spliced from 4 exons. The record is from RefSeq and is a predicted model, not a curated record. Gene Ontology annotation, cellular component: nucleus.